Messenger RNA from Mobula hypostoma (lesser devil ray), 6015 nucleotides. Its product is annotated as shiftless antiviral inhibitor of ribosomal frameshifting protein homolog. Gene Ontology annotation, biological process: innate immune response; viral translational frameshifting. NCBI's taxonomy places the organism in Eukaryota, Metazoa, Chordata, Chondrichthyes, Myliobatiformes, Myliobatidae. The coding region runs from base 100 to 1089 and encodes 329 amino acids. Gene Ontology annotation, molecular function: ribosome binding; sequence-specific mRNA binding. The transcript is spliced from 9 exons. The record is from RefSeq and is a predicted model, not a curated record.
GGAAAUUGCGUUUGAUGGACAGAAAGAAGAGGCAAAGCCGCGCAGAUUAACUUGUGUUUUGUUUAAAGACGGCGAAUUGGUUUUGUUAGUAAUCUCAACAUGUCCCGUCGCGCGUUGCAGCAAAGAAUUGAGCUGGAGAAGAGUGUGAGGCGAUUACGGGAGAUGUUCCAGGGCAAAGUGUCCUUGGACAUGGCUGUGCUGCUGAUGAAAAGAUAUCACUGUGAUUACUCUCUCGUCUCCAAGUACAUUAUCCUGAUGGCCACAGAUCAGGAUGCAGGGGGGUUGGAUGCCGAUGAUAGGCAGGAGAUAGAGGACGAUGCAGUAAUCAAGGCAGUUAUUGAGAAGCUUCAAGAUGAAGAGAACAAGGCAAAGACCGAGGCCGUUAUUGAGAAGCUUCAAGAUGAAGAGAACAAGGCAAAGACCGAGAAUAUCGUGUCGGAGUUGACAGUGAAGAACUUGGCGAAGUUUAACUUGGCGAAUGCGAGAUCAAUUCCGCAUGAGGACCGGCAGUUCUCCUGUAGCCUGUGUGACAGGUUUUGGUGGAGGAGAGUUCCUGCAAGGAAACAGGUGUCCAGGUGUCACGGGUGCGGGAAAAAGUACGACCCAGUGCCUUACGACAAGAUGUGGGGUUACGCGGAGUUCCACUGCCAGGAGUGUGGCCACGCCUUUGGGGGAUUUGGCCAGAUGGGUGUCCCUGCGCCGUGCUACAGGUGCCAAAGCCGUGUGACUCCCACCCGUAUCCUCCCACCAAAGAAGAGUCUGGGACCGCGCAGUUCCAAACCACACAGCUGCUUCGCGGAGGACUGCUACAACCGCAGAGAACCUCACAUUCCUGGCAUCCACUGCGUUCACCCGCGCAGUCGGCAACGUAGAGGCCUCCCGAAGGUGCUGUACCCAAGUCCACUGCACGUCAGCACGGGCUCCACCAUCAACACUUGCCUUAGUCAGGGCAGUCUGAUAGAGUGCCUCGUGGAUGACAUCAUCGCAGAGGACCUCCGUGAGACGGACGGCGAGUACGAAGACGGGACUGAGGAAGAUGAGGAUUUGACGGAGAAGUCAGACAGUGUGAACAAUGAUAACGAUGAUUAGUGGUGAAUCCUGAGUGCCGUUGUGUUGUGCAGCCUGCCCUCAGUUAGUCCCCUGAGCAGGAGGGCCUUGGGGAGGGAAUAGGAGCCAACCCGAAGUGAUAGUUUCUCUGAGGGUGGUCUUGCUGAAAUUCACCCACCCAAGAAGGAGAAAAAUUGCAAAACAAAUACAUGCUUUAAUUCCAUGUAAAUUAACAUUUAAAUGAUCGACCCUUGCGUUCUGUUCCCAGGUGAUGGAUAUUUCCUUCCAAUGACCAGUCAAGGGAGGUGUGAGGGAGGAGAGAUUACUCUGUGUGUCUGUGUGUCUGUUGUGUGGUCAGGGAGGUGUGACAGAGGAGUGAUUACUCUGUGUGUCUGUGUGUGGUCAGGGAGGUGUGAGGGAGGAGUGAUUACUGUGUGUGUCUGUGUGGUCAGGGAGGUGUGAGGGAGGAGUGAUUACUGUGUGUGUGUGUGUGUGUGUGUGUGUGUGUGGUGUGGUCAGGGAGGUGUGACAGGAGUGAUUACUCGUGUGUGUGUGUGUGUGUGUGUGUGUGUGUGUGUGUGUGUUCAUUGGAUCUAUAAUUAGCUGCUUCAAGUGAAAAGUUGAAGCUGUGAAUUUUUUUUCUAUGUAUCACUUGGUGUUCUCUUUAUCUGUGGCUUGAGUGAGUGGCUCUUUUUAUGAUCUGUUCCUGGGUGGUGAUCCGUUCCUGGGCCAGUGAUCUAUUCCCGGGCAGUGAUUCGUUCCUGGCUGGUGAUCCGUUCCUGGGCCAGUGAUCUAUUCCUGGGCAGUGAUCGUUCCUGAGCGGUGAUCCAUUCCUGAGAGGUGAUCCACAUUUCAUUGCUGAAUGCUUUGAGAUUUCUUUUGCUUUUAGCUGUAAGGCAACUUACCAAAGGACUACUGUCAUUGGGCAGUAAUACCAGUGUACCUAUACUAACCAAUCCAAUUAAUCUGUCUUAUUUCUUUAAUUUAAUUUGGUCAUAGAGUCAUACAGUAUGAAAGCAGGGCCUUCAGACCAACUGGUCUCUGCUGACCAAAAUGCCCCAUCCAAGCUGGUCCCAUUUGCCUGUGGUUGACCCUUAGCUGCCUGAACCUUUCCAUGUACCUGUCCAACUGUGUUUGAAAAGUUGUUAUUGUACCUGCUAACUGUAACAGAUUCCUGUCAGACCACGAGAGCUGAGAGCAGAAUGAUGUCAUUGAGUCUGCUCUGCUAUUACAUCAUGGCUGAUUUAUUAUCCCUGUCAACCCCAGCUUUUCUAGUCCUGUGAUUUAUGUUUGCAGCAACCAAACUUGUGUCAGGUGUUGCCUGCUUUGCUCACUGCAGUGAAUAACCUCCUCGCUUGGCAGCACCAACGUCGGCAGUCAAUAUUUGAUGAGGAUCUGUUUCACGUCCAUGUUGCUUCUUGCGUCCGAGAACCACUCCAGUCUAAGAAUUCCCUUGCUGAGACUAUCCUCUUUCACCUGCCUGGGCAAUGGGCUUGUCAUUCUCCCCUCUAAACCUCUCCUGCUCUCGGUCUCUGAGAUGCUCCUUAAAAGAGCUUCUUGGCUAAAUUUUCAACUGUCUUGAUUGUUUAGCCUAUUGGACAUUAGGACAAAUCACUGCACCAAAGGUGCCUUUUAAACAGUUGAUUCUCCUGAAGGGCCUCAGCCUGAAAUCUCGACUGUUUGUUCUCCUUCCUGGAUGCUGCCUGACCCGCUGAGCUCUGCCAGCACUUUGUGUGUUGACUGUCCUGGACUUGAGUUUUCCAAAUGUUAUCUCUUUCCUAAUCAGAAUCAGGUUUAUUAUUGCUGACAUGUCUUGUGAAAUGUGUUGUUCUGCAGCAGUACAGUGCAAUACAGAAAAAUACUAUAAGAAAUAUAUAUAGGCAGAAAUAGGUAGUGUUCAUGGAUUGGCUCAAUGUCUGAUGAUGGAGGAUUAGAAACUGUUCCUAAAAUGUUGUGCAGGUGUCUUCAGGCUCCCGUACCUCCUCUCAAAUGGUAGUACAGGUGCACAUUCCUUUAUCCGAAAUUCUGAAAUCCAAAAAGCUCCGAAAACCGAAGUCUUUUUUUGCCAACAGCUGACGUCACUCAGGUGUGACGUGGCAGCGCUAGCAGAGGCCGCCAGGCGUCAGUUGUGGCUCAGCGUUCGUACUAGUUACACGUGCAUUUGCUGUUCGCUGAUAUUUUGUGUUCACUGUUGACUUGGUGUUUAAUUUCACUGUGAAAAUGUCAAAAAGAGCUGCAGAUACCCCUAUGGGUAACAACGAGAAAAAGAGAAGGAAGCAUCUAUCAUUAUCGAUAACGCAGGAAGUGGAGUUAUUGCAGAAGCUUGAUCGUGGUGUGUCUGUGCGGCGUCUUACUGAAGAAAAUAGUGUCGGAACUAUCACUGUAUAUGAUUUAAAUAAACAGAAAGACAAGUUACUGAAGUUUUAUAGUGACAGUGGCGUUCUACAUUUAUUCCAAUAAGUCAUUUACCAUGUGUUUGACUUGGUUUGUUUGAAGCUGUAUAUUUUUAUGUUUUAUUGAAUGUUUGUGUUGGAAAUAAAAUUAUUUCUUGUCAUUAUUCCCUAAACAAUACAGUAUAACAACUGUUUACAUAGCAUUUACAUUGUAUUAGGUAUUAUAAGUAAUCUAGAGAUGAUUUAAAGUAUACGGGAGGAUGUGCGUAGGUUUGGUGCACCGCCGGGUCCUAAAGUCCACCGCACUAAGACAGGAUAAGGGACCUGAGCAUAGGUGUUUUUUGGUAUUUUGGUGUCUGAAAUCUGAAAAAUUCUGAAUUCCGAAAUGCAACAGGCCCCAAGGAUUUCGGAUAGGGGAUUGUGGACCUGUAAUGAGAAGAUGGCACGUCCUGGGUUUUGGGGGCUCUUAAUGAUGGAUACCACCUUUUUGAGGCAAUGCCUUUUGAAGAUGUCCUCGAUGGUGGGGAGGCUAUUAUCCUUAAUGGAGCUGGCUGAGUGUGCAACCGCUUUAAGCUUCUUGACUUUUUUAAACUCAUAAUCAGUUCAUGGCCGGCUCUCUUAACGUUCCCUCUGGUGUCAGAGGGUUUUGUACUAAACCAGCUGACGUUCAAGUCAUUUCCUGGGAGUUACGACAUGACCUGCUGGAUGACUCUAACGAGAGAAAGACAUGCCCUGUGGUAUCUCAAAGGGGCUUGCUAGCUCUGGUUACUAUAUUCAGAUUCCAGGAGACUGUUGGAGGUUUGGAAUCCCUGCCUGUAUUUUUGUACACAAUGGCACUUCAGUGAUAAUUUUUUCCUAACGGUACUUCCUUGCACUUUUCUUCCCCUUCCCUGAGGUCUCAUGCCAAUCUACUGUGGAUUGUGUCGAGGAAACCCGGAGGUGGUUGUGUGCUGAAUUGCACCCACCUGUUUGCAUGCCCUCUCUGUGCAGAUCAGAGUGCCAGAGCCCAGGCUUACAGCACAGUGCUGCAGGUUGGAAGCCCCAGUCACAGCCACUAAACCCAAUAAUGCUCUUUGUCAGAGGAGAGAGGGCCGCUGUUAUGAGCUCCGUGGAGAUCCCUUAGCCUCUCUCAGGCGUUCGGGUUUACGCCUCACGAGAAGGUCGCUGAGGGAGUGCUGCACUGACAGAAGUACCAGGUACCAAGCUGACCUCCACUUAAGGCCAUGCACAUUUCCUUCGAACACAGGCAUGAAGAUCCACUGGACAAUGUCAGUGGAUAUUUGCUGAGGAUUUCUCUUUAUUGUUGCUGUAUCUAGUUUUCUGUAAGAUUGCUUCACCCUCUGGGUGAUAGCCCAGUCUCAGUAAGCUGCUCACCAAAGACCAGUCAAAUAAGAGUCGGUCCCAGGCUGUAUCCUAGCACCACACCAGCAUUACCGCACACCUCACACUCUUCUGAGCUGAAGUGUCUGUGUCGGGUUGCUUUGCCUUUCUGACCCUUCACACCAGCCUCACCUUUAGAACUGCCGUUUUUAUAUUCAAUUUUCUCCCUGUCUCUUUCUCUCUUUUUCUCUCUCUCCUCCCUAUUUCCUCCCGCUUUCUAUCAUUUCUAUCUUUCACUUAAUAUUAUCAGUCCCUUUUACACUCUACCUCUCCCUCUCCCUCCCUCUCCUUGUCAAGUUUGCUCUGUCCACUCCCUUCCCUUCUCCCUCUGCCACACAUUCCCCCCCUCCGUCCCUCUCUCUCUCUCCCACCUCCCUCCCCCACUCUCUCCCCUCUCCCCCCUCUUUCCUUCCCCCCUCCCUGCUCACUCUCCCCUCUCACUUCCCCUCUCUCCUCACCUCUUUCCCUCCCCUUCUCUCCCUGCUCACUACCCCCUCUCAUUUCCCCUCUCUUUCCCUCUCCCUCCUCUCUCCCCACCUUUUACCACCCACUCUUCCCCUUUCCCUCCCCUUCCCCCUCUCUCCCCCCUCCCUCUCAAUCCCCCUCUCACUUCCCCUCUCCCUCCCCCUCUCUCCCCUCCUCCCUCUCAAUCCCCCUCUCACUUCCCCUCUCCCUCCCCCUCUCUGCCACCCUCUACCACCCCUCUCCCCUCCCCUCUCUCUCCCUCCUUCUGUCUACCUCCCUCACCCCUCCUUCUUUCCCUGUCCCUCUCUCUUCCCCUCGCUCUCUCUUCCCCUCCCCUCUCUCUUCCCCUCCCCUCUCUCUUCCCCUCCCCUCUCUCUCCCCUCCCCCUCUCUCCCCUCCCUCUCUCUUCCCUUCCUCUCUCUCCCCAUCCUUUCUGUCUGCAUCUCUUCCUGUUUCUCUGUCUUUCCGUAUACAUAGAAACAUAGAAACAUAGAAAAUAGGUGCAGGAGUAGGCCAUUCGGCCCUUCGAGCCUGCACCGCCAUUUAUUAUGAUCAUGGCUGAUCAUCCAACUCAGAACCCAGCCUUCCCUCCAUACCCCCUGACCCCUGUAGCCACAAGGGCCAUAUCUAACUUCCUUUUAAACAUAGCUAAUGAACUGGCCUCAACAGUUUGCUGUGGCAGAGAAUUCCACAGAUUCACCACUCUCUGUGUGAAGAAGUUUUUCCUAAC